CCAAAAUGAGAAGAAAAAGGAGAUACCAUCGAAUAUCUGCAACAAGGCGCUUGAAAACCAUCUGCAGUAUUAAACACUCUCCUACCAGGGAAACACUAACAUAUGCACAAGCACAAAAGAUGGUCGAAAUGGAAGUUGAUGGCCACUUACACAGAAUCAGUAUUUUUGAUACUUUAGAACUAAUAUCUGAGGAGGAUGAUAAAGCAAAAGAGAUCAGUGAAUGCAGCAGCAAUAAAGAAAAUACUGAAAAGCCUUUAAUUUUUAGUAACUGCAAAACCUACAAAAGUAACGUGAAAAAAAAGAAUCUUGUUCUUCCCAAUGCACAUGGGGUGCCAGCAACAUCCAGUGUACUUCCUGAACCCAGUAUAAGAAUAAUUGAUUAUAGCCCCCCUCCUGCCUCUAAAAGACCUCAGACCUAUUAUACUUUUGUUGAAAAAUCUUCAGAAGACCUUGAUAAAGAAGUAGAAUAUGAUAUGGAUGAUGAAGAUUAUUCAUGGUUAGAGAUUGUAAAUGAAAAACGCAAAAAUGAUGGGCUGGCUACUGUGUCUCAAAAUGUGUUUGAGUUUCUCAUGGACAGAUUUGAAAAGGAGUCUUACAUAGAAAAACAGAAGCAAGGAGAUCCUCAGUCUUUAAUUGAUGAAGAUGCAGUGUGUUGUAUAUGCAUGGAUGGUGAAUGCCAGAACAGCAAUGUUAUUUUAUUUUGUGAUAUGUGUAACUUAGCAGUACAUCAGGAAUGUUAUGGUGUGCCAUAUAUACCUGAAGGGCAGUGGCUUUGCAGGCACUGUUUGCAGUCUCGCUCUUGCCCAGUGGAAUGUAUACUUUGUCCUAACAGAGGUGGUGCUUUCAAACAGACAGAUGAUGAAAGGUGGGGACAUGUUGUAUGUGCGCUAUGGAUACCUGAAGUUGGUUUUGCCAACACUAUUUUUAUUGAACCAAUUGAUGGUGUAAACAAUAUUCCUCCUGCUAGGUGGAAGCUUACAUGCUACCUCUGCAAACGAAAAGCUGCUGGUGCUUGCAUUCAGUGCCAUAAAGCAAACUGUUAUACAGCAUUUCAUGUGACUUGUGCUCAAAAAGCUGGUCUUUAUAUGAAAAUGGAACCUGUUAAAGAAGUAACUGCUACUGGCACAAUUUUCUCUGUUAAAAAAACUGCGUACUGUGAUGUACACACUCCAGCAGGUUGUGUAAGGAGACCUUUAAAUAUUUAUGAAGAACGUGAUAUUAAAAAUGGUGUUUGUCGGAAGAGCCGCAUAAGCAAAUGUGGGCGACCUAGAGCUGGGAUCAGACGUAAAACUAAGAAACUAAAAAAAGAGGAAGAGGCAACAGAACCUGUUGCAACAAUACCAACAGUGUCUGUGCCACACAUUCCAGUUCGGAGACUGAAUAAAAUUAUGAACCAAGUCGCUGUACAGAAAAAAAAACAGUUCACUGAACGAAUUUAUAAUUACUGGAUAUUAAAAAGGUUGUCCCGUUAUGGUGUUCCCCUUUUACGAAGACUUCAGUCUAGUGCACAUUCACAACGAUCUGUAGGACAGGAGAAGGAUGAAGAAAACCAGGCUUUGAAAGAACAGCUGAAGUAUUGGCAAAGACUGCGUCAUGACUUAGAGCGUGCUCGAUUGUUAAUUGAACUUAUUCGUAAACGGGAAAAACUAAAGCGGGAACAGAUUACUGUUGAGCAGCUUGCCAUGGAACUGCGGUUGACUCCACUAACUGUAUGCCUACGGUCAGUUCUGGACCAACUCCAAGAAAGGGAUACUGCACACAUAUUUGCUGAGCCUGUUGAUCUUACAGAGGUUACAGAUUAUUUAGAAUAUGUCAAACGCCCGAUGGAUUUCUCUACUAUGCGAAAACGAUUGGCAGCUCAAGGUUAUAAAAGUUUAGAUGAGCUUGAAGAGGAUUUUAACCUUAUUAUUGAUAACUGUAUGAAGUACAAUGCCAGGGGAACACCAUUCUUCAGAGCAGCUAAACGUUUACAAGAUCAUGGAGGUGUUGUAUUAAGACAGGCACAACGUGAAUGUAAUAGAAUUGGUUAUGAUUAUGAAACUGGGUUACACCUGCCUCAACCACCAAAGACGGAACCACCCAAACUUCCUUCGUGGGGCGAAGUGGACAGUGUGUUAAACCCUGAAAAUAGAAAGCAUAUGUCUUUAGAUGAGCAGUUGAAAGAGCUGUUGGAGAUGUUUGAUCUGACCUGUGCUCUGAAGAUAAGUAUAUCUAGAAACAAACGUAUACAAUUGUUGAAGAAGGAAAUAAAAAAUAUUCGACAAAGAAUAAGCUUACAGAAGUGUCAAUCUGCCGAAGAAGUUGCCACCAAGAUAAUUAGUGGAGAAAAAACAGUAUUAGAACAGGAUGGUGAUAAGGAAGGAGAUAAAUCUCCCCCUAAACUUGAACCAUCUGAUGCUUUUCCUCUUCCUUCCACCUCUGAGACCAAUUCUGAACCACCUAACCUCAAACCAGUAGAACCUAAUACAGAAAAAUGUAAGUCUCACAAAAGGGUGAUAUUUGAUAAUGAAUUGUAUAGCACUACCCUGCAAAAGGAAUUGGUUAAUGGACAUUCUCAUGAGCAUUUGCCUGAGGACAGUAAUCUCUGUGGCUUAACUACUCCUUCAGCAGCAGAGUCAUCAGGUGAUAUCAACAGGCGCAAAUCUGGUAUCUUCGUCAAACGCAAACUUGUAAAUUCCCAAAAGCCUACAAAGAAUGUCAAGACUCGAACAUCUUCUCCACAUCUGGGGACCGAAAACUUUGCAUCUGUGGUUCUUCCAAGGUUAGAGACACUCCUUCCACCGAGAAAGAGGUCACGGAGAGCAUGUGGAAAUUCUGAGAUCGAUGAGGAUUGUCCUGUAAAGCCGUUAGAGACAGGUCUUCCUAAUGGUUUUGGGGAUGACAUUAAGGAGAAAAAUGUAAAUCAUGCAGGACACAGAAGAGGUGAACCUCGCCGUCGCUGUGCUUCAGAAUCCAGUAUAUCUUCAAGUAGCAGCCUUUUUUGCAAUACAAGUUUGAAUUUUCCAAGAUGUGGUAAAGGAAAACCAGCAUUUGUGAGAAGAAAUCAUGUAGAAGAUCGAAAGGAGCUAAUUGCAUGCAUACAGAAUGGUGACUAUGUUAAAGCUGCGAGGAUUGCUGCUAUUGGACAGAACAGUAUAUGGAUAUCGGAUGAUGUUUCUUCUAGUGCACUUGAACCAUUGUCAUUGGUCUGGGCAAAAUGCAGUGGAUAUCCUUCAUAUCCAGCACUGAUAAUUGACCCGAAGAUGCCACGUGUUGGCUGUAGCCACAAUGGUGUAACAAUACCUGUUCCUCCUUAUGAAGUGCUUAAAAUUGGAGAAAAGAAGCAGGCAAAAUCUGUGGAAAGGCUGUUCCUUGUACUGUUUUUUGACAACAAAAGAAGUUGGCAGUGGCUUCCAAAAUCUAAAAUGGUUCCCCUUGGAAUGGAUAACGCCUUAGACAAUUUAAAAAUGAUGGAAGGUAGAAACUCUACAAUACGGAAGGCUGUACAUAUUGCCUUUAGUCGUGCUAUGGAUCAUUUGAAUCGAGUGCAGGGUGAACCUAUUUGUGACUUUAGUGACAUAGACUAAAUAAUGGUACUUUCAAACAGCAGUUUGCAUCAUCUAACUUCAGCUUUACUAAAAUCAUUUUGCUACCAAAAGAAUGUACUGAAGAAUUUCAUUCUCAAAUUGCUGCUUCACCGGCUGCAUUUUAGGGAUCAACAUGUUGAAGCAUUCGUUGUCUUUUUGGUUUUGAUCUACUGUCGGUUUCUUGUGGUUUACAGGAGCUUCCACUACAGCUGUAUUCAUCUCCUUGUUCAUAGUGUUUAUACUGCUACAUGGAAAGAAAAGUUGUACAUAUAUAUUAUAUAUAUAUUAUAUAUUAUGUAUAGAUGUGUAUAUUGUUUGUCAUUUAACUUAUUUUGACUGCUCUUUAACUGCUUUUGAAACAGAAGAGGGUAGUUUACUAAGGGUUGGUCAUUUCACUGUCCUGUAUAUUUGUAUAAACAGCAGUACACCCAAGCACCAUUUUGUAAGAUUUACCUCAUAAUAAAAUUGACAAAAGAAAUUUAUAGCUCUAGGAUCACAUCUUUGCAUUUUUUAUCUUGGUAUUCAUUUAUCAUUAGUCUUUCUUUAUGUGACACACUUAUUUCAUCUGAUGGAAGUUGUAAGCAUUUCAGAGAAAUGGUUAUGAACCUCUACAUUGUUAGUACAGUAACCUUACCUGCAGGUCAUUAGAAUUAGCCUAGUUCUAGGCUCUUUCUGUUGUACAUAUUUGCUUGUAGAAAAAGCUGUUUUUAAAAAUUUAUUUUUCAGUUCAUUUUCUCCAAGUCCCAGCAUUUUAUAUUAAAUGUCUGCAUUAUUAUUUAUUGUAGAAAUUGUAUAUAUUUGCUUUGCAAUGGACUUUGUGAUAAUUAUUGUAUACUUUUUUUACAUGGGCACAUUGGAAAGAAUAAGUGGCUAGGGAAAAAUUAAAACAGCACAUGUUGUAUAGUACAGAUUUUAAACGGACUGUGCAUUUUUUUAAUUUUGAGUCCUUUGUUAAAUAAUGGGCUUAUGUAUAAAAAUCAUCUUAAUUUUGACAUGCUGAAUAGCAAUAGACAUUUUGAAUACAAUUUUGUAUGGUACAUGUGAUUAUGUAUAUAGGUCUAGAGCAUUUUUUAUUUUGUGAAAACUAAAGUAUUAGGUUUGGGACUAAACAUGGUAGGGAGGGUUUGCAGACCACUUUUUUAUUUUAAUGAAAAUAAAGUAAUGAUUUUGACUGA
Molecule: messenger RNA, 4741 nt
Organism: Protopterus annectens (West African lungfish)
Lineage: Eukaryota; Metazoa; Chordata; Ceratodontiformes; Protopteridae
Gene: BRD1
Product: bromodomain containing 1
Exons: 12
Coding region: 6-3566 (1186 amino acids)
Biological process (GO): regulation of transcription by RNA polymerase II
Cellular component (GO): MOZ/MORF histone acetyltransferase complex
Molecular function (GO): protein binding
Source: RefSeq, a predicted model, not a curated record